GUGUAUUUGUUUAUCAGUACUUGUCCGCGCAGUUGAACGCGGGGCGAGGGAGGCGGCCCAGCGGUGUUGCGUCAUGUUUGGCGGGGCCGAAGAGUGGCGAUUGCCCCCUUGGUACCGCUUCGCCCAACUGGCUUUUACUCGGGAUUCUCGUGCAGGUGGUGGGAGACCGUUGGACGUCUUUCCAGGUGGUGAGUCAUUGCCAUCUGUCUCCCAAUUUCGCCUGGUUUAUUCUCUGGCAGAUGGUUCGACGAUGAAGAAGAAGUACUUCGUCCUUCGGCGGGAGACCGGGCCCGACACCCCCGCCCGACUCGAGUAUUACGAUUCGGAGAAGAAGUUCAAGUCGGGCGCCCAGCCGAAGAAACCCAUCAUCCUGCGCACGUGCUUCAGCAUCAACCGCAAGAAGGACCCGAAGCACAGUCACGUGAUCGCGCUCUACACCAACCACGACUCGGUGAGCAUGGCCGCCGAGUCCGAGCCGAGCUCAAUCGACUGGCUGAGCUUCCUGCACCCACCACAUGCACCAUCCGUGAUUCUGCAGACCAUCAGUAUGACGACUAGAAGACCCCACUCAUUCAUCGCUGCCCCUAACGUACUUCUUACAAUCCCCACGCCCUCUCUCACCUAUUCAUGGGCUUUAGGUGGCCUGUUCAUCCGGGUAGGGACCCUCUUUGUCAAAUUAGCUCCCUCACCUUCGAGCAGCUUCUUCUUCACAUGUCCAUCUUACGUCUGUCACACGCUGUUCGAUCCAUUGUCGUCACAGGCCCCUCUUAGUGAUCUUCAGAUCAUUUCCGCUAGAUCAACAAUCUUCGACCUGCUCACUCUCUUUCGCCUCCCUUACUCUUCGCGCGCGCUCACGGUUAUAUCAGACCUCAAAGUCUAUACGGCACCAUUCACCUAUUCUCAAGCACCGCCCACUCCAUCAGCUUACCCUACCGGUCUUUUCUCGCAGCAUCUCCACCCCUCUACUUGUCAGCACAAGAAGAAAACCUGCCUUUAUGUUUGUUUCCAAAAAGUUGACACACAUUUAUACCAUGUUUGGUAUUCGCUGUUGGUAGUUUUAUGUCUUAUAAUAUUUUCCCUUAUAUGCUUCAAAACAGAGCACGUGUGGAUGGUGGAGAUCCAGCCCAGAAGCCUUGGCAGCAGUAAAGGGAUCACGGGAGAAUAUCACAUCUGUCUGACCUACAAGUCAAUUGCUCUCGUGCGGGUCGGAGAUAGUCAGAAGAAAAUCGAGUUCCCGUUAAACAGCAUCCGGCGUUGCGGCCACACAGGCUCCUUUUUCUUCUUGGGGCUGGGGAGGUCAGCCGUCACUGGCGCAGGAGACAUCUGGAUGCUAACGGAAGAUGCUGUCAUUGCUGAAAACAUGCAUGGUAUUAUUCGCAGAGCAAUGCAUGCUCCUUGCAACAACAUGAGUGAAGACCCAGUGUCCCGGGAACGAACCCAGUCAAUGUCAAAUCAACGUUCAUUUGACAGUAAGGAAGACAUAUUUUGUAGUGGGCAGUGCCUGACGCGUGGACGAUGUGGCAGCAUGCCCUCCCGGAGUCGCACAAGUAGUGAAGGAUCUAUGCAGACUGGGCCUAACAAGCUUCCGCCAAACUGCAGUCAUCAGAUGGAUGGUCCACACCCGGGAUCUGUGUGUCUUCAUCCCAUCACUCGGCCUAAAUCAAUGUACUCAUCAUCUCUCUCCUCGUCAUGCUCUCCGCCUUGUGCUUCUGCUUUGUUCAGGUAUUUGUAUGUGGCCUGCAGGUGACCCACCCAAGUAAAA
Messenger RNA from Penaeus vannamei (Pacific white shrimp), 1762 nucleotides. The record is from RefSeq and is a predicted model, not a curated record. Lineage: Eukaryota; Metazoa; Arthropoda; Malacostraca; Decapoda; Penaeidae.